UAGAAUCAGGCUUUAGCCUCUACAUUUUUGCUAUUGGCCUAGUAAUACAAAGAAGCUUAAGUAGAAGGGUUUAUUUGAAGAAAGAGUGAAAGUUCCCUACCCACCACCACAUACUUUUCAUGCUUUCUUUCCUCUCUCCCUUACAGUACUUCCCAAAGCACUGGCCCAGCUCUGUGUCUGUUGCUUACUAGGGGUGACUGCUUCGCUAGAAACAUAGAAUAGCACCAACUUACAGGAAGUCUUCUGCAGAGUUUCAAACAGAUAAGUUUUCAAGUGGCACUAAAUGGAUGCCCUGCAAAAUUACUGAUGUGAAGGGGGAGUGAAGCAUUCUGCUCGUUCUUUGAAGCAGAACAACCCUCUGGCUCACGGACCAGCAGUAAUGAAUGGAGUCACAUAGCAUGACACGUAAUCGCCUUCUUCUUUUGUAUUAGUUUCAUGCAGCUCUUGCAUGUGACAUUCGUCCAGGCCGUCGUGUUCUUUAUCAUCCCAGCGCACUCAGAGUACAAACAGAAUUAAGUUGUUUGUUAUCAUGGCAUCUGUACAUGGCUUUUAAUUUCUUGAUGACUUAAAAAAAACCAAAAAGAGCCGAGCUGUCUUGGCUAGCUCUAUGUUUAAAUCUGCUCGCAGCCUGCUUGCACAGCUCACUUCUGCCCUGCAAUGCGGAGCAUGGAUCUGCAGGAGGAGAAGCUCAAAGCAGUGCAGCAAGGCUUAGAAACGUGGCGCUGGUGCUGAUGAAAAGCUGUCUGGAGUGUGUUAUGUGGGAGCAGUAAGUUGGAAACUCUUCCAUUUUCCCCUGCCCUGGGGCAAAAGGCUUUGAAAAGAUGGAGAACCAGAGGAGUUCUCUCCUGGGAUACGUCCACUGGGAAGCAGAAGAGGAGGGGGACGAGGAGGAUGAAGUGACUUCUGGUGCUUCUCCUUCCAGCCAAGUGAGCGAACUGGAGGACGUGCAGGUGGAGAUGCUCGAAAAGGCGAGGGAACUCUUCCAGCUCUGUGACAAGGAUGAGAAGGGCUUUAUUACCAAGUUGGACAUGCAGAGGCUUCAGAGUGAGCUCCCCCUUACCCUUGAGCAGCUGGAGACUGUUUUUGACAGCUUGGAGCAGAACAAUAAUGGAUACCUGACACCUGUGGAGUUCAGCAUGGGACUAGGAAAGUUAAUAGGAAUCGACUUGUGUCAAGGGGCUGGAAGGACAGAUCGCUCUAGUCACGAAGAGACCUUUGAGUCAGGUUGGUCAGAUGACAUGGACCCAGCAGAUGAUGAAGAGAAACGAUUCUGCUCCAUGAUGGAGCAGCUUGGAGCAGCCCAAGUCUUUGAAGAUCCUAGUGAGGUUCGGGACCUUUGGGUCCGGCUACGAAAGGAGCGUCCGGAGCUCUUAGCCAAUUUUGAGGAGUUUCUGUUGCGUGUUUCAUCGUACAUCAGGGAGGUGAAUCAUGAAAAGGAGUCUAUGGAGCAGGCAUUGAAGCGAAAGGAGACGGACCAUGAUCGGGAAGUCAGGUGCCUUUAUGAAGAAAUGGAGCAACAGAUCAAAGCAGAAAGGGAGAGGCUAAUCUGCCAGGAAGCGCUGAGACACAACAGGAGUAACCUGCUCCAAAAGGAACUGCGCAGCAAAGAGCAAGAGCUGGAGAAAAUCCUCUAUCGGCAAAAGAAGCUGGAACGUCAGCUACAGUCUCUGAACUCAGAGCAGUUGGAGACCCGUGUGCAGAAUGAAAGACUCCGGCACCUGAAUGAAAACCUGCUGGAGGAGCUGGAGAAAAGCAAAUGGGAGCUAGAAGCUGUCAAGGGACAACUGCAGAAACUGCAGAAAGAGGCCCAGAAUGAGCAAGAGCAAAAGGACAGGGAUGUGUUCAGAGUCUCCAAAAACAUGCAAAAAGAGAAACAAAGCCUCCUUCGACAGCUGGAGCUCCUCAGAGAGAUGAACAAGAAGCUUCGAGACGAGCGUGAUACUUUUGAAGCCAAGAAGCCGGCACCUCAGAGCAAAAAGCCCCUCUUGAAGAAGGGGUCAGUGCUAAGCAGUUACCUGCUGGACGACAAGCCGGUCAAACGACAACUGGCCUCUGCGGACCUUCCCGUCACCUUCCCAAUGGAUACGGCAAUGGAAGAACCCAACAGGAAGAACUGCAAAUACUUGUCAGGCAAUGGGAUGUGGCUGAAGACAGGAGAAGGAGGCAACACGAACUUUGGAGAGAAGAACAUAGGCCAAGAGAGGUGGUCAGUGGGAGCAGAUGCUGAGAGGCUGAAGGUGGCUUUGAAGAGUGAUGCAGAUGGGUUGGAUGAUGCUCUGCUGUCUCCUAGAGGGCAGCCAGUUGGCACUGAAACCAGGCUCCAGGUGCUGGAACCUGCCAGUUGCUCCCCCGAUCGUAUCUUCAAAGUUGUGUUUGUGGGGAACUCGGGUGUUGGUAAGAGUUCCUUCAUCCAUCGCUUCUGCUAUGACAGGUUCUUGGCUGAUCUCAAUGCAACUAUCGGUAUUGAUUACCAGGUGAAGAGUCUGAUGGUGGACAACACUCAAGUUGCUUUACAGCUGUGGGAUACAGCUGGACAGGAAAGGUUCCGGAGUAUCACCAAGCAGUAUUUCCGGAAGGCGGAUGGGAUUCUGGUGAUGUACGACAUUACAGCUGAGUGCUCCUUCAUGGCAGUACGGAACUGGAUGAGCAGCGUCCAGGAGGGCAUUGAGGAUGGAGCUGUGGUUUUUCUGCUUGGAAAUAAAAUGGAUACCUCAGGGAGAGAGACCCGGAGUGUACCCAAAGUGGAGGGGGAAAGGCUGGCCAAGGAAUACAAGGCUGUCUUCUAUGAGUGCAGCGCUAUGACUGGCUAUAACAUCAUGGAGCCCAUGCUGCACAUGGCCAGGUUGCUGACAGCACAAGAGGACAGGCAGAGGGAGAACGCCCUGCAGCUGGAAGAUGUCAGGAGGAAAGGGUGCUGCACAUAAGGAGCAUCGGUAUGUCGGCAAGAGCCAAGUGUGGGCACCAUUUCAUGAAGCUGGGAUUCCUUCUGAGCAAGUUGAAUCUGCUGGUAUCUGAUCUGCAGAGGUUUAGGGAAGCUGCAACUUUUCCCCAUCUGGGAAUUUCAAGGCUCUGAAUCAGGGCAGAACGUGCAUACGAUCUCUACUGUUCCCUUCCCUACCUGCAUGUCCAGCCCUGGUCAUUGGAGGCCUCUGAUCUCUUGGGGGAAUUUGGCAGCAGCAUCUUUGUUCUUUAACAGCACAGUCCAGCUGACAGCCUGCUGAGGUAGAUAGGGAAACCUUUGCCUGUACUUGUAAGAUCUGGAUCAGGCUCUGUACUUGGUGGGAAAUCUGGUUUGACUUGCCAACAUUGUGGAUAACUGAUUCCAUAUGUGGAUAUAGCAUGAACUGCUAAAACCAUUCAUCCCACUGGCCUUCUUCACUGUUACCCUAAUGAACUUAGCUACUCUCCUCGUACUGUUCACAGAACACAGAGCAGUUGCCUUGGGACUCUCAGGCAACUGUUGUGCUGGCAUGUAUUGCUGUUCCAUAACGUGUUGUGGGAGCUGUGCUGUAUCUGCUGGGGCCAUGUGUAGCCUGUUUUAAGGCUGAAUGCUGCCUGUUUCCUCCCAUUCUUUUAUUCUUUCCUGAAAGGUCUUCAGCAGUUAGGAGUGGAUGUAUCCGCAGUACUGAAAUAUGCACAGAUCCCACCCUGCUGGCCUGACAGCAAUGCUUUGAAAUGUACUUGGGCUGGAAGCAUGAGGCGGCUGCCUCAGCUGCAAUGGGUACAUAAAUGCAUAGGCCUGUAUUUAUCCACUCUUUCCUCUCAUGGGAUAAGGCGAUUACUCUGGUUCCAAAUAGCUGUUUACUGCACAAAUUUCUCUGGGAAUAUUCCAUGCAGGAAAAGUGUUCUGAAUCACUUGCUGCAUUACACAGACUUUCCAUGGUUCCUCCCAGUGCCAUUUACUUCUGGUAAGGAAGGGGAAGCUUCUCUGUGGAAGAGCCAGGUUCCUGAUUUAAAGGAAUAGCCAAAAGCAUUAAGUGUCUGCUCAGUACUUACUGCUGACUGUGAUUCUUGCUGUUGUACAGCUGGUGGAUUUAACUGCACUAACUGACCAGGAAAUAGUACGUUAUAAGAGGUCCCUGAAGAAACUAGGGCUGUUGGUUUUGAGCUUAGGGUAACAUCAGCAGUGCUGCCAGUGAAACUGCCUGUGUUUGCAAGGAUGCUUGGGAAGUGAAAUCUCUGUUCUUGGAAAACACAAACCUUUAGACUGCCCUGUACCAGAUGAUUGCCCAAAUGCAGGUGUGGAUUUUGUGCAUUCUAACCAAUGCAACCAUGAAGAAGCACAGACACUGUUACCUGCUACAUCAGUACAGCUCACUAGCUGACUCGGAGGAGCUGCUGUCAACGAUUCAUUUGCAUCGUGCUCCAGUGGUGGGUUAACAAGGGCUGGCAAUAAGAAUUGACAUCUGAAGUCUGGGCACAUGGAUAACACCAAAAUUUACCUGCAACAGCUGGGCAGGAGUUUGGAAGCUGCAGCAGAAGACAAGCGUGGUAUCUUAUCUGCUAACAUGGUUUGAAUGCGCCACUCCCACACUGUGUAAAAAAAACACAUGAAAGAUAAAGAAGUAAAACACACCUGGCACACAGGUACCAUACAGUAUGUGGUAAUUACCUUCCUCCGCACUGUCAUUCUGCUACAGGAGGAACUACCACGUGUUUAGUUUUGUUUGUUUUUGGUUGGUUGUCCUUAAUGUACAGUCUUGAGGAUGUUUUCUUAGCGGGCAAGGAGUGUGCAGGCAAUAAAGAAAUACUGUCGUGCAAA
Coturnix japonica (Japanese quail) is the source of this 4762-nucleotide messenger RNA. RefSeq names its product calcium release activated channel regulator 2B (gene CRACR2B). The record is from RefSeq and is a predicted model, not a curated record. NCBI's taxonomy places the organism in Eukaryota, Metazoa, Chordata, Aves, Galliformes, Phasianidae. Gene Ontology annotation, molecular function: GTPase activity; GTP binding; calcium ion binding.